AUGCCACCUCCGUGGGGAGAGCCGGCUCCCCGCAGCGAGGACUCUGAGAGCGGUGUUCCAACAAGAGAGCUGAGCACCAAGCUAGAGCCAAACCUUCUGCGCGGUGUCCCUCUGCACGUGGCGCUGACUGGCUGGGGUCGGCACUGGAAAAAUUCGGAGAAUGGUAUGUUCACGCUGGAGCGCGGACCGCAAGGGGAGGCAAAGCGAUACGAGCUGAGCUAUCCCACGGCUUCCUUGGAUGCCUUCCUCAGCCACGACUGGGCCUCGAACGCACGGCUCAAGGUCUUGUCUUUGGUCAUCAUCUACAACUCGCGAGCUGCUUUCCUGUCCUGCCUUGCUGUCAGCAUCCUAGUGGGGGUGCUGAGAGCAGAAGGGUUGCUUCCUUCCGAGAUCUGGAUGGCCACCUUUGGCCACCUCAGCUUCUACCUUGUCCUGGCUCUCUGGCAGCGCAUCCGCAUGCUCUUCUGCAGACCUCAACUGGUCUUCUUGGACAAGCUUUGCAUCUCCCAGCAGGACGAGCAGUUGAAGCAGGCCGGCAUCCUCGGCAUAGCUGGCUUCCUGAUGGCUUCCAGGAAGCUGAUCGUCCUCUGGUCGCCCCGCACCUUCUUGCGCGUCUGGUGCGGCUUCGAGAUUGGGACAUUCCUCAGGGAUCGGCAGCGCCGAAUUCAGAUCAUGCCAUUGAAGACGGGUUCCCUGCUGCUGUUGGGAUCUCUCUGCUGGCAUGUCUUGAGCUUGUGCUUCCACGUCUUCUCGAAGUCGGAGGAUGCCCUGCUGGACUUCAAGGUGAACUUCAAUGUGCUGGCAUUGGUUUCAGCUCUGAUGACCCUGGUCUUCGCGCUGGUCCUGCCGCUGGUGUACGCCAUCGGCAUUGAGCUGAUGCGCGAACUUGCGGGGUUGCCGCAGCAGCUGGCCCAGUUCCGGAUGCAGGACGCAACCUGUUUCUGUUGUUCCAAUGGCCAUGCACAUCCACAAACGGGAGCUCCCAUACCAUGCGACCGGCAGCUCGUGUUCAAGCUGCUGCACAAAUGGUAUGGCAGGGAUGAGGACGGAGCAGAGUUCAUGAGCGAGGAUGCAUUGGAGUCCUUCAACGUCAUGGUGCGCAAACAGCUUGCUCCCCGGGUCGUUUCUGGUUUGGGGGCGAGCAUGCUGCCGCUUCCGUACACCGUGUUCCGAGCGGUGUGGGUCGGCCCGACCGACGCCGGCGCGAAGAGGACCCCCACACGGGCGCCCUCUGCAAGCAGCCGGGGUGCGGAGCGGACCUACGACGCGCCGAAGGUCCGGACUCGCUCCAUCGAUGUGGCGCGUGGCAUCACCUUUAAUGGCAGCAACUCUGACCGAGUCGCCAUAGCGCGACGAGGGCAAGCUGCGCAGAGGCCUCCACCUGUUGAGGACGACUGCGCAGAGUACUCCGAUCGCUUCCUGCCAGGCUACGAGAAGACGCAGCUCUUGGGCCGUGGUGCUUGUGCCGUUGUCUGGCUUGCCGUGCCCAGCAGCGGCUCCCGGACGCCUGUGGCGAUCAAACAGGUUGCCAAGGGCACUACGGGGAAGAAGAAGUCCGACACCGACGCGGCGAGGAAGGAGAUCCUGUUUGGCUCCUACUUCUUUGAGGCCGGCGGCGAGCCGAAGGUGUCGCCGAAGCAGAAUCCAGGCAUCGCUCACAUUGCGAAGCUCCUGGACUAUGUGGAGACGAAGCGUGACAUUUGGAUGGUCAUG
Messenger RNA from Symbiodinium sp. CCMP2456, 1713 nucleotides. The record is from the annotation of a GenBank genome assembly. NCBI's taxonomy places the organism in Eukaryota, Dinophyceae, Suessiales, Symbiodiniaceae.